AUGCGAAAAUUGACUCCAGUCUGCGUGACGGGCACCUACUGCGGGGGCGCCUGCCGCACAGCCUGCACAGGAACCUGUUCCGCAUCAUGUCCUAACAUCCCUGCCUGCAGUCCUGCGUGCUCUGUACAGUCAAGCAUCACCAGCUACACUCCCGUGACUUUGGUCACCCUAAGCGGCGCCACAACAAACGAUUUUGACUUGUCUGGUCAAUUGUACAGCGUGACUGAAGGAACUUACCUUGGCUUUAGGACCUCUUCUACAACUGGCAUCUACACUACUGUGGUCAGCGGGAAUGAUACGGUGAAAGCGCAUCUAAAAGACACCUUACUGAGCUCAGCAGGAGCUAUUCUCAACCUUACCCUGGCCUACAAUCACGACGUGCGGAUCAUGAUACAAGCACACCCAACGGUGAGCCUCCUGCCACCCAUCAUCUGCAUCGCCCCCGCCCCCGUCAACGCCAGCAACGUCCCGCAGCCCUACACGGCUGCCACUGAGCAGUACAUCUACAACACAUCCUUCCUCAUCAGCCUGCAGAUCUCGAGUUGGUUGCACGGAGUCACGAUCAUGAACUCGUCGUCGCCGAUCUGUCAGACCGCCAUCGGUCCAGCGACCGUCGCGCCGGAAAUAUGGAAGGGCUACGCUCAACUUAUGAACUAUUCCGUCUUCAUUCCAACCGGAUCACCCAUAUUUGCUACGAUGGUGGUCGACACCACUUCUCUCUACACCUACCACGAAAACGCCAAUACCACGACCUUCAACUGGACAGUUCCUUUGACCUACGCACUAGAGGGCGCGUACAACAUCACUGGAUACGCCAAGAAUUUCUUGGGAAACGUAACAUUUUCAACAAUUGUUCACGUGGUGCCUGAAGUAACGGAUACAUGGGUGGUAACUGUGAGCUGCCCAUGCUACAACAUCGACCCUUACUUCACGGUCAACCUAACCUUCCCGUCUGCUGCUCAUCCUCCCUGGAAUCUAACCAUAACAAUAGCGUACACUGCGAACACAACAGCCUCUACGGCACUGAGCGACGUCUUUGUCGCCCCUCGGGUGGAAGACUUUGGCACAUAUGAUGGCAAAGGCCCGGGCGGAGCUAGUGGCGCUGCCAAGGAGUUAAAGCUUGGUUACCUGCUGCAGCCUGCGCAAGCCGGCAACUACUCCCUGCUAGUGAACCUUUCCAACGAGGUGUCGGCAGCACAUUUUCCUGUGCAGAUCCAGGUCCUGGAAGGCAUCAGGAACGUAACGGGCGUGGUCACCUGGGUGCUGGACGGAAUAGAACGAGCUGGUAACGGACCAGCCGGUAACAUCUUCGUUUCUAACCUGACGACCCUGGUGACUCCGAGCACCUUGACAGGCACUCCUGAAAAGUGGCGGCUUUACAUCCUGCCGACAAAGGAGGAGAAAAUUGUCGACUACGUCCCAGGUUACAAGUUCAACAUCACCUACCCCGGUGUGGGGCCGGUAACGUUCACCGUAAGCGCGUACAACAGCAAGCAAGGCUGGGUCGUCGCGCCGUCCCUCAACGUGACUUACGUCGACAGCAUCGCUGGCUUCUCCUUAUCUGACGACGGUGUGCUGGGAUCUGUGAAUGUGUCGAAGCCCGUGAUCUCCACAUUCGAGAUCCUCACUCCCGUAUCAUGCCUCAUCAUCAACUGGGGCGACAACUCCACAGAAGAAGCGUUUGGGGACAAACUCACCUGUUCCAGGAGAUAUCCUGAAAUUCCCUUCAAAGGAUACAUCUCCUCAAAUCAGAUCCUGCAACACACUUACACGAAGGAAGGAAUCUUCACGGUUAGAGGGCUGGCAUAUGACCUGAGCAACAACGUGCUGACGUCUCAGUUGGAUGUGGUGGUGGCCGACAUCCCGUGCAAGAUGCCUAACGUGAGCGUGGUGGACGCCGUCAAGCAGGUGUACAACGCGCCAUCACAGAUCAAAAGUCUACCCAUCAGGGUCAUGUCGAACACCAUCAUCGAAUGCAACAAGACCGUCACUGUCAAGCGGUACUGGACAAUAGAAAUGGUCAACAGUACAACAGGAACAACUCUAUCAAUAAAGCCCAUUGAAGGACUUCUGAGUUCCUGGAACUACACAACGCUGGUCGUAGACGCUCUCUUCUUAGACAUCGGCUACUACAAGUUCACUUUCACAGUCGACGUGCAGGCCAGCAAGGUGAUCGCCCUCAUCAGGAGUGACUACACCUAUUAUCAGGUUAUUCGGAGUAACCUGAGCGCUAGUAUACUGGCGGGCGGCAUCACGAGCAUGAGUCGCGCGUACACGCAGAACCUCGACCUCAAGCCUGGCACGGAGAGCGUCGACCCAGACGAGCCGAGCGCGCCGUUCACGGACGUGAAGUGGUAUUGUCGGCAAAUACUUCCUACGGCGGAGAAGCUGCAGGUGGAUGCCCAGAACUUUCCUCUGGACGUCAACACGCAGCCCAUACCCGCCCCGAAGGCGGCGGUCGGCAGAACCGGCGGCGGCUGCUUCGGUGUGGGACCUGGGAUGCUAUCGUACACUGGAGCCGUGAUGACAUUACAGCUGUCGUCAUUUUAUUUGCCUGAGGCCACGUAUGAAUUCACGGCUGUCGUCCUAAAAGACGUGCGACGAGCAAAAGCUACACUAGAACUCAAAGUCGUGGCUCAACCGCCGCCUGAAGUAGCGAUAAGAUGUGCGGUGCCAAGUCUUUGCUUGGCGCAGAGCGACGGCAGACUGGUCAACCCUGCGCUUCGCCUCACUCUUGCCGGCAGCUGUACGGCAUUCUGUACCUCGCCACAAUACUACAGCUGGGCAGUUAGGAAGGACAAUGGCGACUACAUCGUCAUAGACGAGCCGAACUGUGACGCGUCAAAGACAACAUGCCAGCAAAGCUUUGACUCAGGGACUGAUGGGAUGACGGUCAGUCUUUCACCGUCACUCUAUGCGCUCAAUCCAUUAUCGGAAAAAUUCACAGUCCGUCUAACCAUCAUCACCUCUGAUAAUCGGAUCGGGUACUCACAAAUUGUGAUUAAGAAAAACAAACCACCUACCGGAGGGACUUGCAGUGUUACAUCCGUCAACGGUUAUUACUGUCUCCUGUCACAAUUUACGGUGUCGUGCGAUAAAUGGCAGGACCCUGAAGCCAUUGGCAUCUCCGCAUAUAAUUUUUAUUAUCUGGAAUAUAAACUCGACGGGAAGAUCCUUAAAGCAGCCAUGGCCAGUACGUCACAAAAUCGCUUGUCUGCUGUUUUUCCAUACGGAAAUUUCAGUGUGUACGUAGAAGUUUCAGACUCAUUCGGUGCAAACACAGAGUACUUUAUCGGUAACGUUACGACCAUCAUGCCCACUAAAGAUAUGGUGACAGCAUACAACACGACUGCAGUUCUGACUGCUCUUUCCACAGCGGGCGAUUCCGUUCAGAUUUCGAUGUUCAUAAAAGCACUAAACUCUCUAGUAGCAAAUGCCAACUGGAGCGAUAUCUCAGACAGCGCCUUCUUCCAAAAAAAUAUCACGGAGCAAGAAGCGAUGCUUACCGAAUUAUCAGAUUCUAAAUCGCAACAACUGCAGUCCUUGAAAAAUUCAGCUCCUCCAUCCAGCAUCGCCGAAGUCAACGUGUUCUCUGAUGUACUGGACAGCUCUGUAUCUCUUAUUCUAGGAAGUCAAGCUGGUCCCAUGACCGUAGGCAUGGACGCUCGAGAAGAUUGCCUCUCUACGCUGGAAAAGAUCUCAGGUGCCCUGCCUGGCAUUCCAGUGGGAUCAGCUUAUGAGUAUGAACCGUUCGUGAAGAGUGCCCUUGGAGUGAUGACAGCUCUGAUGAAAGGCAUGAAUGGGAUCUUGGAAGCCGAAGAACUCUUGCCACCCAAAGAUAGACAGGCCGCUGCCAAAGGUGCUCUUGACUACGAUGGAGCAAUUCCUGAUGAUCCGAACAUGGAAAUUCCAGAUAACUUGGGCGACAUCUACAAGCAGAGCAUAAUGGAAAGUACCAGUAGACAGAGUAUAAGUCAAUUAAAUCGGAUGAAUGCAGUUGUUGAGUCCAUAAAUACCCAAGUUUCAUCAAAGCUCGUUAAAGGAGAAUCAUUUUCGACACGUUCCAGCUCUGGCGCAUCAAUUUAUAUUGGAAAAAUUGGAGAGGAAACCUUGAAAAAUGGACUCACUAUCCGCUCCCCCAUUGACUUGAACAGUUCAGUCAUUCUUCCACAAGACUUUUGUCCUUCAAUAUUUAGUGAUGAAUAUUCAGAUUGCAGGAAAGAAUUCGGAUUGAUGUUCGUUACGUGGCCUGUUAUCACGCACUUCCAUCCUACGACCCGAGUUUAUUUAGCUAGAUUCACCAAAAUCAUCGAGCUAGUUGUUACCAGCAACGAAAAUCGAGUGAACUUUACAAAUGCGACAAAACUAAUUCAAAUGGAAAUUCCUCGGGAUACUAAUGUAAAUUUGACCUCAUUAUCAGCGAAUGUCACUGAAAAUAUUAAUUCAGCCAUUCCCUUGGUUUUUCAUUACUUCAAUAUAACGGCUCCGCAAGCUGCUUAUUUAAUCGCUGUCAAGCCUUCAUCAAAUACCGAACGUCUCGUUCUUCUUGUUGCUCACGAAAUGUUUCCUGUUCCGGGAAAGUUUCUCUUCAGCCGCCUAAUAGGAGAAUUGCCUUUUGUAGGUGAUUACCACACUCUUUUUAUCGACUCAGACACAAACAACAAUAGAACUGGAAGAUUUGUGGCUGGUGUUGGAAAACUCCUUAAUAAUGCUCAUCCAUCCAAUUUCACUCGUAAAGAUUUAGAUGCAAAAUUUUCUUCAAAUUAUUUUUUCAAAAUCACGAUCGUUGGAUGCUACUUCUAUGAUGAACCGACACGUUCUUGGUCAGCAACGGGUUUGAAAGUGCUUUCUGCUAAUGCAACACACACAAAAUGUGGCUCUAAUCAUCUUACCCAGUUCGGUUCAGGAUUUUUGCCAACUGUGAACGAAAUUAAUUUCGAAUUUUUAAUAGCGAACAUGGGCUUUGUUGAUAAUUCAACUCUCUAUGCUACUCUGAUCGUACUUAUUGUCUUGUUUAUCGUUGCUAUGAUUUGGGGCCACUACAAAGACAAAAAGGAUAUUGAAAGGAGAGGUGUCAUUCCGUUGCCAGAUAAUAAACCCGAAGAUAAAUACAUCUAUGAAGUUACUUUCGUUACAGGCCCCGAUUCGGACGCUCCAUGUGAAUCUCAGAUAUAUUUUAUGGCGUCUGGUGCAUAUGAUGAAACUGAAGUACGAUUUAUGCCUAAAGCAAACUCGAAUCUCUACCGUCGAUACGACAGGAACACAUUUGUGAUGACAACGGCUAGACCACUCGGUCCUCUGCACUACUUGCGAGUUUUCUUAGACAAUAGAGGCAGGUUGCCGUACGAUAGCUGGCAGCUUGAACGUGUUGUGUUCAGAGACCUCCAGAAGUUUGAGCAGUACACCUUCGAAACAAAUGCCUGGCUUGCGCUGAAUCGUGGCGAAGGAUUAAUAGACAGAACAUUCUUGUGCGCCAAUAACAACGAAGAUACCUCAACUUUCUCACAAAGGAUGUACGUAAAUACAAAUAGAAACGCUAAUCAAGACCAUAUCUGGAUGUCAGUUUUCUUACGCCCCAUCGGGUCCCGCUACUGUCGAAAAGAAAGAAUCGUUGUUUGUACGACGUUUCUAUUCGUUUCCAUGCUACUAAAUGCGAUGUUCUACCAGAUUGAAGGAGAGUCUCCAAUUGAUGGAUAUGCGUACAUCGGCCCCGUUCCAAUCGCCUUGUCCCAAAUGUUCAAAGGCUUCAUGGUGAUCAUUUUCGUCUUCCCCUUCACAGCAUUACUUGGAGUUAUAUUCAAAAGAGCUCGUCCGAGAAAAUACGUUAGAUGUAAAGCACUAGACGCCAUCGAGAAACAGAGGAAAACUCAAUUUAUGACGGCUGGAUUGUCAGAGGAAGACGCAUCAGAAAACUCGAAAGUCCCCGAAAAGCAUGACGAGGAGCCCAAACCAAAAAUGAAACCUGUUGUAAAAUGUCUGCCGUGGUGGACACGGCUACUUGGAUGGAUCAUUUGUGCUGUGGUUAUGGCAGGGUCUUUGUUCCUGGUUUGGAGUUAUGGGAUCACUUGGGGAGAGAUUACCACCGUCAAAUGGUUUUCUUCUUUCUUCACGACCUUUUUAGUGUCAAUUCUGGUGAGCCAAUGGAUUAAGGUGGCGUUUGUCUCGUGCUUCGGCAGCCUUUGUUGUGCUCCUGACCACUCUGUGGACGACAUCGACUGCGACGAGGAACUUCCCCAACUGAAGGAAGAUGAAAAAUGGGCUUUCAUGAGUCCCUUGGAUCCAUCCAUUGUGAGGGACGUUCAUAGAGUCAUCGGUGUCACACACGAUGUUGAAAAGACGAAGAAUUUGAGGGUUAAACUAACCAAAGAACGAGACAUGAAAUUUAUCGUCCGCGGAGUUCUAGUUUAUUGCAUCUUCCUCGCCGUGCUGCUCAUUAUUGUUACCGACAAGACUAACUACAACGCUUUCCUGAUGCAAAAACAUUUCAGCGAUACCUUCAUUAAACUUAAAGAUAAUUAUCUUGCAUACGGACGCCCAAACCAGCUGCGUAACACGGACCAGUUCUGGCUCUGGGCAAAACUCGCGGUCAUGAACAUAACUCGAGCGCAGCGGUGGUACAACGGAGCCACGCCCUACGGCCUUCGUGGCUUCAUGGAUGACAGGGCCAACCGGAUGGUGGGCUACCCCAUCCUGCGACAGAUACGCAACUCCCGCUUUGUCUGCUCGGUGCCGUACCCCAUGAACGACACUCUUCCAGAAUGCACUGGCGAUCGAGGCGUGCUUCUAGAAGAUUAUCAAGAUUACUGUGCGAAUUGGGUACUAUUUAAUCAUUCUGAUCCUUCUUGUAAUUACCCUGAGUUCAAGUAUCAAACAUCGAGGCAACUAAAAAGCUUCACAAGUGUGGGUCGUCUCGGAACUUAUGGAGCCGGUGGAUACGUCAUCAGACUUAAUGGCAAUCAAGAAGAUGUCAUUGCAAGGCUGGAUCAGCUCCAAAAAGUUCAUUGGAUUGACAAGCGCUCGCGAGCUGUGAUCUUUGAGUUCUCCGUAUACAACGCCAAUGUUAACUUAUUCAUGACAGGUACGAUUUACUUUGAGAUCAACGAAGGAGGCGGUAUCGUUACUAAAUGGAGGUUUGAACCUGUACGACUUCUCCGACUGGAGAGCAGCGCCAGCGACAAAUUUCUCACGUUGUGUGAGCUUACGUUUGUCGUAUCGACAGUUUUCUUCACAAUUAGGCAGCUGUGGGAAUUAAAGAAACAGAAAUGUGGAUACUUCCUCAUGUACUGGAACAUUGCGGAAAUUUCUAUAGUGCUGUUCUCUUGGGUAGAGAUUGCAUUGUACAUUUAUAAGCUGCUCCUCACCCUUGACGUGUCGCAUGAAUUCAACCAAACGAAAGGCAACGCUUAUCUGCGAAUGGACUACCCUGUACUGAUCGACCAAUAUUACACGUACAUCCUUGGCCUGAUCAUGUUUUUAUCUAUAUUGAAACUGAUCAAACUGCUGCAGUUCAACAAAAGGAUGGACGUGCUUGCUCUCACCAUUGCUCUGUGCUGGGACGAGCUGUCAUAUUUUUUCAUUGCAUUUACUGUGAUCUUUUUCGCAUUCUGCUGCUUGUUCUAUCUAAUCUUCUACCUGUUCCUGCCUCAGUUCUCAACCGUUAUCUCUGCUGUUCAAACCAGUUUCUCAAUGAUGCUUGGUAAAUUCGACUUCGCUGAAAUGCAACAAGCGAAUUCGCUGUCACCUCUCCUAUUCUUCAUCUUCUCAGUUCUGAAUAGCAUGGUCCUGGUCAACAUUAUGCUCGCCAUCAUCUUGAAAGCUUUCAACGAGAUCAAAAUAGAUCUGAGCAAGAGAGAGAACCCCUACGACGUCAUGGACUACAUGUGGGAUAAUUUCAAGAAGUAUCUGGUGCUGCAACCUAACGAAAUUAAUCAAGUUGAAGUGAAUCUGAACAAGAGGGAGCGCGUGGCCGUGCAAUCUGAGAGUGAUCGUGAUUUGCCAGACAAGGUGGGGCAGUUGCUACAGCACAUCAACAGCGUUUACUUCGAUGGGCGCCUGGACCUCUCCGACUCGCAGGCGCUGAAGGAGGCCUUGCACGCGGACGCUCAGAAGAAGCGGGCGCCGAUCUUCCAGCACGACGGCAAGCCCCGAACCAUCUUCUUCAGCGAUUAAAGUUGCUUAAGUGACAUUGAAAACGUACGUACACUUCAGCUUUUGAAAACAAAUUUCGAGCGGUCUUGAUGAUCGGUUUGAGAACUCACGUUUUUCAAGGAUUUACCCUUGAUCAUCUAAGAUUCCUGUCACCUACGUACUAUCAAAAGUAAUAUCACAUUGUUUCCAUUAAAGGCCUCGCGUUAAUCACCUGAAAAUGCGCAAAUUUAUUAACUGUAUUUAACUACAAAAGAAUGAAAUCGCGUAUUAAUCCUAUCAAUAUUUGAAUUUAGGGUUAAUUAAAUUUUUUUACCAGCCAUAAUAUCUUCUCGUUAGUCUUGCAAACAUCCGACUGAUGCCUCACGAUUAUGAGACGUAGAUAAGUGAAUUCCUCUAAACGUAUCGAGUACAUUAAUUUGUUUCGUAUGUCUCGAAUAAAUGCUGGAUCGAUAACAAAAAAUAAAAUGCACGCAAUAGAUAUUUUUGAUAAGUACAACACACAAAGAUUCGUCUUAGUAUUAGAAAUUCCUCCUAAAAAGGACCUGCAGCUAAUGCAAGUGUUUAUCGUAUCUAUUACUUUAUCCAUGUUCGAUUGAUGAACAGAGAAUAACUUAAAAAAAUCUUUUGUUCGUUUUUUCCAAUCAAAGUGUUUUUCGCUGUUGUUGGUUGAUUGAAAAGUAAGUUUACCUAAGAUACGUCAUACGAGUACUUCGAAAUAUCAACGCAGUUUAGAAGAUAACAGUCUUUAUCAUGAGACUCAAGAUUUGGAAUUGUAAUCCAUAUAAGUACCCAAAAUAGGUAAAUUGAAUACCAAUCAAAGGUUAAAUUUAAAAAUUUAUUCCGUAUAGAAUUUAGAAAAACUGGCAAAUCCGUUUGCUUUGGAGAUUAAUAGCUGAAGUCUGAUCCUUCAAUAUGAGGGCUUCUACUGUCUAUAAGUGGGAGGAGUUUAGAUGUACAAGAUUGAUUUCAAUUUGAUAAUCCUAUCCUGAAUCCCGUUGAUUGUAUCCCUCUAUAAUAUUACCGGCUGAAAACAAUGUAACAGAAAACCUUUCACGAAUAUAUAAUAGAUUUUCUUUAUAGUGUUAUGUGUGUGUUUUGAAUAUAAAUUAAUGUAUAGAAGCUACUGUGGCCGGCACAAACAAUCCUUGUCGCGACGUGAUGUUACGUUGCAACAAAUAUUCAACUUUAGAAAAUCGCGAGGCAACGCGGGGUAUACGUGUUGGAUUGGGAAAUCGAUAUCUAAUAUUAUCCAAAAUUUAUACAUACAUGGAUAUAUAAUUUAUGACUACUUAAUUAAAAUUUUCGAAUUUUGGGCCGGGGUCUAAAAAUAGGUUAUUGAGAAACAAAGGUUUGCACGCGACUGCUUGGAAUAGGCAGUACUUUAUUGCUUGCCAGUUUCUUGAAUGGCAAGCGAGUCGCGUAAAUACGAUUUGUUCAUUUAUCUGAGGGAAGUUUCGUAAUGAGUCUGGCCGACCCACUAAAGUGGGCCAAGCUUCUUAAUGUUGAUGCACCGUGUUUACUCACUGUUGUUCCACAACUCAAUUAUGCUUAUUAAUUAUUGAACUGAGGUUACCAUGGAAACCAAUUCCCGCUCCCCAAUGGUAUACAUAUACAUGAUAAUCGUUUUCUUGUGUAUCUUUUUACGCACGGAAGACAGAUGUAAUAUUAUUAUGUUCAGUUUGAGCAACUUUAUUCUAAGUAAUCGAGAACUUUAAGCACU
This is a messenger RNA of Hyalella azteca, 9868 nucleotides long. RefSeq lists its product as uncharacterized. Gene Ontology annotation, molecular function: calcium channel activity; calcium ion binding; protein binding. Gene Ontology annotation, biological process: detection of mechanical stimulus. The record is from RefSeq and is a predicted model, not a curated record. The transcript has 25 exons. Gene Ontology annotation, cellular component: membrane. Bases 1 to 8169 code for a protein of 2722 amino acids. NCBI's taxonomy places the organism in Eukaryota, Metazoa, Arthropoda, Malacostraca, Amphipoda, Hyalellidae.